UCCAUCAUUAUGUCAUUCACACAACAGUCUAUCAAUCUGCUUAGAACACACUGAGCACUGUUUUUCCCCCUGAUCAUUCGAAAUAAGCCGAGCCUCAAAUGCUUGGCUUUGUUUGUAAAAAAAGUUUGUAAAAGGGAUUUGUACAUUUGUGUCCAUGUCUUUCAAUCUAGCUGUAAACUUCUCUCUCUGUUAUUUGUGUUGUGGUUUUCAUAGUGGACAAGUCAUUUGCAGAGAGCCCCCCUGCUGGCUGAAAGUGGUCCUCUGCUGCCAUCAGGAGAUUAGAAAAUAAAAUGGCACCAGGCUUCCAAGUUGCCUUCUCUCUCUCUCUCUCUCUCUCUCUUGUUCAGCAGUAAAAACAAAAACAAAAAAUUAACCAUUGUUUUGUUUCUCUCUUCAAGACUUCUUUUUAUUCAAAAAUGUCCUAUAGGAAACGAAGUGGUCGGGAAAGUUCGUAAGGCAAUUUCAAAAAUCAAUGUCAGACAGCAUGCAUGCUCUAAACUGGACAUGUCUCAAAUGGAUCUGCCAAAUUAUACUAAAACCUUCACCACCUUUUAGCCUGCAUUGAUUUAGUGUUUCCCUCCAUGGCUAAAUAUUUGAGGAUCUCAACUACAAAAUAAUAUGUUAGGGUUUUAGUCAGCACUGUGAUGUGUUUGAUCAGCCAAACAAAUGUCAAUCAUGUUUUACAAAUAUUAAUUGUUAGCACACGGAGUUCAUAACAAGUAGAAAUAUUCAUAGACAACUGUUAGAAAUGUUUGUUGGAUCUGUCAUGGUUCAGGGUGAGAACAAAUGUUUGGGACUUCCUUAAAAAUUCCAGUCAUAAAUAUUAACACUAUGUGUUAAUAAAAAGAUUGUUUAUCAAACAUGAAGUCCACAAACUAUUUACUUUAAAUGCAACAGCCCAGUAUCAACUGAACACUUUUAAAAAACAAUUUCAACAAAGACAAAGCUAAACCAACCAUAUGAAGUUUGCUUGGUAUUGUAUAAAAGAUGGCUAUUUUUCCGUUUGAAUUGACCCGCUCCACACAUUGACUGACAGAGCUGAGUGAAUCUCACAUUUAACAGUGGUGUUUCUUUUUGUUGUUGUGUUUUACAGUUCUUUUUCCUGGUUCAGCCAGCCCUAUAUACCAGGCCCUGCUGAAAAUGCCACCAACAGUUUUGUCCUCUGCAGCCUUAUCCUGUUUCUCAAGUGUCCUUUCUGUUGUGUGUGUGUGUGUGUGUGAGUGAGAGAGCGAGCGUGAGUGAAAGUGUGUGUCUCUCUCUCCCUCCCUCUCUUUCUCCCCUUUUUGAGAAUAUAAAGAUGUCAGAUUUGGAGUAGCCUGUUUACAGAUUGCACAGCUAUGGAUGAACAUCUUAAGAUUUUAAUGAAGACAAGUUAGUUUGUUUUUUCAUCAGCUUUUGGGCAUGUUUCUCAUGAUUCUAUAAAGGCAUCUGCUGACACUGUUUAGGUAAAUUAUUUCUUCAAAGAUGUAGCUUAUGAUUAGUAUUUUUAUCUGGUUGCAAAGUAAGUUUUCUUCAUCUUUCCCCUGUGGUUGUAUUGUACAAAGGAACCACAAUCAGGGCAGAAAAGGUAAACUAACGAAACCUUUUCUGUUUCUAUGAUAAUAGUGGUAAGUCAUGUUGAAAUGUACCUUUGUGUCUACACCCAAAUCAUGAACUUUGUUUUCUGUAUCUCAAUGUUUUUGUGUGCUUUAUAGCGAAGCAGCCGGCGUGAGUCGCUUGUUCAUAAAACAUCUAAUGAAAGUUGAGAGCACAUCCCACGGGACAACCGGCUGUGCUUGCUUACGUUUGGUUCAUGACUUAAAAAACAAGUACAGGAGUCAUUCCAGAUGAAUCCAAAGCCAUGUCACUGCUGGCUCCAGCCAAUGCUGUGGCAGGAAUGAUGCCUGGAGGAGGCCUUCUUCCAACACCCAAUCCCCUGGCAUCGAUGGGAGGGACACCAUUUGGAGGUCUUGGAGCCCCCAACAUGGAACAAAUGGCUGCCAUGGGAAUGCCACCAAACAUGAACCCCCAGGCUCUUUCUGCUGACUUCCUGAAGCUAAUGCAGUCCAUGGACCCCAAACUGAAUCCACUGGCAGCUGGACUGAGCCUGACCCCAGGGCUCAAGAGUGAUGCGUCCAACAAGGAGAUAGAAGAAGCCAUGAAGAGGGUGAGGGAGGCCCAGUCUCUCAUUUCUGCAGCCAUUGAACCUGGAAAUAAGAAAGAAGAUAAGAGAAAGCAUUCGCGCUCUCGUUCGAGAUCUCGUCGUAGGCGUUCCAGGUCCCGCUCCAGACACAGACGUUCUCGGAGCAGAUCCCGGAAGAGAUCCCAUUCAAGGAGCAGGAGGAGGUCCAGAAGCCCACGCAGGAAGAAGUCUCACUCCCGAGACAGAAGCCGUCGCAGCAGAUCAAGGGAUCGGAGGAAGGAAGAAAAGUCUAAGAAAAGGUCGAAAACACCUCCUAAGAGCUACAGCAGUGCCAGGAGAUCACGCAGCAUCAGUCGGAGACACAGGCGCAGCCGCACUGCAUCCCGUUCGCCCAAGAGGAGGCUGUCGAGGUCUCCAUCCCCCAGACGUCACAAGAAGGAAAAAAAGAAGGACAAGGAUCGAGAGAAGGAACGGGACAGAGAACGGAGGGAGGACAGAGGACGGAGCAGAGACGAACGAGAACGCUCCACCAGUAAGAAAAAGAAGAGCAAGGACAAGGACAAGGACAAAGACCGAGACCGGGAACGGGACCGGGACCGCAAGUCUGACAGUGAGAAAGGAGACGUUAAGGUGACCCGGGACUAUGAUGAGGAGGAACAAGGUUAUGACAGUGAAAAGGACGGAGAGGAAGAGGACGACGAGAGGAAGAGUGACUCUGACUCCGCCUCUUCUCCCAAAGGUCAGGACGAGAUGAGGUCCGAGGGCCACCAUCCCAAAAAGUCCAAAGUCAACGGAGAUGAUCACCAUCAAGAAGACAUGGAGAUGAGCGAUUAAAUAGUCAUUAAAUCAUUUCUGUGACCACGUAAUCUUUUCACUGUCCUUUUAUAUUUUUAAUAACGGCAGCACCACAGGUCGGUGCCCGAUCACACUGUUAACAACGACUAGUCGUAACGGUAGAAAACGGUCAAAUCAUUUUUGUAAAGAUGGAGAAAAAAAAAACAGUGCAUAAAAAUAGAAGUUGUUUUAAAAUGUUGUUGCUGUACUUUAAAAAAUUAUGUUGCUUUUUUCUUUGUAUCUUCUGACAGUAAAAUAUGAGCAUUAUCAUCUAAAAUGCUGCCUUUGUAAAUAUUUCCCAGUUGGGGUCGUGACCUGUGACCCGACAUCAGCUUCACCUCGGUUUCAUUGUAUUUUCUUUUUGGUUGCUGUAACUGUGAUGGUUCAGCUCUGGUCAUUAUAAACUGUAAUGUUAACUAAAAAUCUCUGAAAUUCUUUUUUUUUUAAAGGAAACAAAUAAAUUGGAUCAAACGGU
Molecule: messenger RNA, 3431 nt
Organism: Cynoglossus semilaevis (tongue sole)
Lineage: Eukaryota; Metazoa; Chordata; Actinopteri; Pleuronectiformes; Cynoglossidae
Gene: srsf11
Product: serine and arginine rich splicing factor 11
Exons: 11
Coding region: 1841-2956 (371 amino acids)
Cellular component (GO): nucleoplasm
Molecular function (GO): RNA binding
Source: RefSeq, a predicted model, not a curated record